Pimephales promelas (fathead minnow) is the source of this 2850-nucleotide messenger RNA. Lineage: Eukaryota; Metazoa; Chordata; Actinopteri; Cypriniformes; Leuciscidae. The record is from RefSeq and is a predicted model, not a curated record.
CUCUCCCUUAUGUCUUAUAUAAAUUGGUAAAAUAAAUAACAUAUAUUGGCAGAAUGACUGGUGUCUUUUCAUUAAAUUAAAUAACAAGGGGAAACGAAGAUUUUAAAUCUACAUUUUUGGCGUCACACGAAAAGGAUCGCAUACCCAGGCAUUCGUCUCAAUCAUUUCAGGAAUCAAUUCCAUUGACAUUGAUUAGAGAUGGUCGCAAGUUAUUCUCGAUACACAACGACAAUGGUAUGCUUGUUUUUAAUUUUACUUGGCAUUUACCAAGGAAGCCAAGCUUUAUGGACUCCUCGAGUUCAAGAAAUUACUCGGAAUGCAACUCUGAAAUCUGGCCAACGUUUUACUCUACCCUUUAUUUCCAGAUGGGGAUUAUGGGAUUGGGUGCCACGUAAUGAUAAAGACCUUGCUAAAUAUCGAGUGGGCAUCUACGGUGGAUGUAACUUUCACCACCAAUGUUACAAAAGCAGAGUAAUUUGGCCGGUGAAAGAUGGGGGGUAUACCGGUAGUGCUCAAAGACGAGAAAUUUGUUCAAAAGAACAAUGUGAAAUUGUGGGGUUAAACCUCAUAACAUCUACUGAUGUGGAAAUUAAUUUUAUUUUGAAUCGUACCCACAUGCUUACAAUAUGGGAUUCAUUAGCCCUAGGCUGUAUCUAUCCCAUAGUGUUACCAUGCGAGGGGUUUCUAUGGGAUGCUACCUCCAGGACAACUAGAUUCAAGGGAAAUUACAUACGAGUUUGGCAUUCGGAAGAUGCGAAUGAAUAUUGUGAGACUGAAUUAGAAACUGGGGAAAUUGGACGGUGUUUUUAUCUUUCUGCGGGAAAGACAAACAAAGCUAAAACAUGCCCAAGUACAACUAUUGCACCAGCUCAUGGUAUAUUGUUAGCAAAGGAAACCAAAACCUUGAUAAACGAAGCUCAUAUGGUGCGACAACGCAUUAAUUAUAACUUGAUGUCUCUUCUUACUGUUUAUGAUCAGUCCUAUUGUGGAAAUUUCACAAAAUUAGGAGCUGGUUGGAAAAAGAAAUUAAAUAUUAUACCUCUAAGGAUCCUCUUGGAAGUCGAAAUCGUAAACCUCGAAGUAUAUGGGGAGACAUAGCGGGGGUAUUUGGCUCUGUCAAUUCAAUUAGUAAUACUGCUCAGCUGAACCAAUUAAGUGAGUACUCUCAGUGGGUGGGAACAAUGACCGGCAAAGGACUUACUGAGACUCUUCAAGGUUCUCUACAUAUUAUAGCAGCGGGUCAGCAUCUAAAUGACGCAGCGAGGGAAUUGGCAGAUGCAUUAGUGAAAUCGUCUAAUUUUGAGACACAUCGUGCAGCGUGUUUAUUUUUGGCUCAGAAUUUGAAGGAUCAAAUGGUAGAGGAUAUUCAGGUUAUUCGAAUGGGUCAAGUUCCUGAGCGAAUAGCGGAAUCUUUGUUAUGGGUUUUUGGAAAACAACUUAAUUUGACUUCUGCUAAACAUGCUCCAUUAGUUAAAAUUGCAAUCAAUGAAGAUUCGUUGUCAGGUUCUGGAACAUUACCUUUGAUUAUGGUCUGGCCUCAAUAUGGGAAACGCAAUAUUAUGACAGUUAGACGAUUCCAAUCAAUGGGGGUUAGACAAGGAAAUUCAGUAAUUAGAUUGGGAAGGAAUGGAUAUUGGGCUGAAGGUGAAACACCAAUGAUUUCUACUACAGACUGUUGUAUUGAGGAACAUGAGUGGGUAAUUUGCUCAUGUUCUACAAUGUUUAGUCUGUCUCUUAAUGGAUCUGCAGUUUGGGAAGUAGUUCCUUUAGAUCAAGCCACAGGUGCAUGGCAGGUGUCAGAAGCACAGUGGUGUAUAUUACAUGACGGAAUAAAUGAAAAUAUGAUAUAUGGAGGAAAGCUAUGUCCAAUUCCUUCUGAUCCAUUUUGCGUUGAGAUUCUCUAUCCUCUUCAAUUGGGUGGAAUUCAUGUUCCACAUGUACAAUUGUUGCAGUUAGAUCCACAGUGGUGGAAUAAUGAUUUGGUGGAAGAGAGGAAUUAUGAACUCUUUGAAAUGGUCAAGAGAGUUAAAGCAAGCGUUAAGGCAGCUCAAGAGGAGGGAAUUCAAGCAAUGGGUCAUGUUAUCGUAGCGAAUGGAGUAGCUAAAUUGAUGUCUGAGAGGAAAUUAGCUCGAAUUCCAGGGAAUUUAACAUGGUUGGAAUGGAUAGUUUUGACUAUGGUAGGAGUUUUUGUGUUACUGUUAGUAAUAAAACUUAUCAUAUAUGUGAUAAGAAAGAGAAGUACCAAACCUUUUAGAUUGGUUAUUACUGACAAAAUGGAUAGAGCCGAGAAUGGAAAAUUCGGAGUGAGAUAGGAGAUUUUAUACACUACACUACUUACAAAACACAACCUCACAAACAAUGAACACCCGCUUACUGAUUUACAACCCCAAGGGAUAGGACCCUUUAACAUCAACGUUUAUUUUAAUUUCUUAUUUUGGCUCGGAACUGGGGGAUUUAAUUAGUUAACGAGUUAAUUAAUUAAUGAGUCCAGGCACGGGCAGAAGACUUUUUUAGUUUUUCUUUUCUUAGAUGAUUGGGGUUCAUUUUAAAUGCAUACACAUAGAUGUUAAAUGACACAUAGCAUGCGGGGACAUAACAUGGGUUGGGUUUUUGUUUGUUAUUUCUUUUCUUUUCUGUUUCAAUUCUUUUGUCUUCUAUGUCUAUGUCUUGGUCUACUAUUUCUCCUCAACACUAUCACUUCAAUAGGUUGGCCACCUGGAGAUGAUGGUGUGGAACUGACGGCCGUAGUUCCAGAGGAGGGACUGAAGAUUCACAAUCUCAUCAUUUAAUGUUGUUUUUAGUUUUUUAUUGUUUUUAUUAAUAAUUAUAAUCAUUAGUAUUAUGCAUGUG